Polistes dominula (European paper wasp) is the source of this 1019-nucleotide messenger RNA. RefSeq lists its product as uncharacterized. The record is from RefSeq and is a predicted model, not a curated record. Gene Ontology annotation, cellular component: membrane. Lineage: Eukaryota; Metazoa; Arthropoda; Insecta; Hymenoptera; Vespidae.
UCAAGGUAACAGUUGAUCGUGAUUCCUUUUGUUUUUUUUUUUAUUUUUUUUUUUUUUGUAGACUUUGCUAAUGAACAAUACUUAAUCGAUAUAACGAUGACGAUGAUAAGAGACAAUAUAAGAAGAAUCGAUUGUUAUUGUUCCUUUUGUUGUUCAACAUUGUUAACUAGACCUCUUUCGAUAAUAUUCCUUAUUCUAUUAUUCGUGGAAAUCAGUGUAGCUACUUAUCGUAACUCGUCUAACACGUUUUUGGAAAGAUGUCGGUUAGAUUGUACGAUCCAACAGGACUUUGCUAGUUGUGGAAAAUAUAAAGCUGCAAGAUGGUUGAACGAAUUUGUUAAAGAGAAGGAGUUCACUUAUGGACCAUUUCGGAUAAUAAGAAUAUCAUCGAUGCAACAGGAAUCACUUUUGCCGAAAUUACCUCGUUCUAGGAUUAUCAAAAGAAGCGUAUUGGAUACGCUUGAUUUUCUUCGCGACAAUGUCAAUGAUUUAUUGACAAAACGAGCUAUCGUAUAUACAGUUGACAAUCCUACCGGUGGCAGAAGUUUUACAAGUGGACCGAUGAUAAUGGACGAGGAUGAGUUGCGUGAAUUGCAAGGAAGAAAAGAAACUCAGGGAGACUGGCGUAUCUUUAAGAAGAAAAAAUCAAUGAUAUUACCUCUGUUAAUAUUAUUGAAUCUUUUCAAAUUAAAAUUAUUGUUAUUACCAAUAUUUUUGGGCGUACAUUUCAUCAAGAAGCUUUUAGUUUUGGGUUCUUUAAUAGCUCCAUCUAUUUUGGCACAUCUUAAAGUUUGCAAAGUUCAACCACAUCCUCCUACGUAUCCUUAUCAUACUUGGGCAACUGCUGCUGAAGCACCUGUUGAUUAUCCUACCGGAUACGGUCACGAUGAAACUGCUUGGGCUCAUAGAAAUGAUAUUCAAGGUCAUCUCGCAUAUCCAGCAGCCUAUCCAGGAUAUCGUAAUCCUUAUGGUUGAACGUUUGAACAACGGGACAUAUUGGAAUUUUUUUAAAAUAAUAU